Photinus pyralis (common eastern firefly) is the source of this 1125-nucleotide messenger RNA. RefSeq names its product L-xylulose reductase-like. Gene Ontology annotation, molecular function: L-xylulose reductase (NADPH) activity; carbonyl reductase (NADPH) activity. The transcript is spliced from 6 exons. Bases 326 to 1063 code for a protein of 245 amino acids. Lineage: Eukaryota; Metazoa; Arthropoda; Insecta; Coleoptera; Lampyridae. Gene Ontology annotation, biological process: glucose metabolic process; xylulose metabolic process. The record is from RefSeq and is a predicted model, not a curated record.
CUAAUAAGACACUAAUGGCUUCGUUGCCGCGGCGGUUAUGCUCGCCUCCAGUUGAAAUGAGUGCCACGACGUUACGGAGGUACCGGAAGCAUCCAUAACGGUUUGCGUUUCUUAGCUGCCUUCAUCCAGGGGAACCUGUUAGUAUCCGUGUCGAAGCUAUUACUUCUUUUGGGACCUUAGUAGGCAGGACAGCGAACGAAUUUGUCGAGUUUGGGUGUAGGUUAAUUAACUUAUUCGACUGGCGCCAUGUGGGAAUAUUAUAUGGUUUAUAAUUAUAAAAGAAGGUUCGGAAGCACUCGAAUUAAUAAGUCUUAAACGGAACAAAAUGGACAUUCAUUUCAAUGGAAAAACUGCUUUGGUAUCCGGAGCUGGACGAGGCAUUGGAAACGCUAUAGCGAAACGAUUGGCAUUAUGUGGUGCACAGGUCACCGCCCUAGAUAUAAACAGAGACAAUUUAGAACGUCUGAGCGAAGAAGUUCCAUCGGUCAAAACCAUUUGCGUUGAUUUAUCCAAUUGGUCAGAGACAAAAGAGGCGUUGAAGCACGUUGGCCAGAUCGAUUUGCUAGUAAAUAACGCGGGAAUUGCAAUACUGGAACCCCUAGCAGAUAUUUCCGAUGGAAAUAUUGAUCGGUUGUUUUCCAUCAACUUUAAAGCCGUGGUAAACUUGACGCAGAUAGUAGCCCAAAGCUUACAGGAUCGUAAUGCUAGUGGGUCAAUCGUAAAUAUUUCGUCGCAGACGUCCAUGCGGGGUCUCAGAGAGCAUGCGAUUUAUUCUUCGACCAAGGCGGCCGUUGACGCGUUCACGAGGGUGGCGGCUCUCGAAUUAGGCGGGCAGAAUGUCAGAAUCAACUGUGUUAACCCCACUGUGGUCAUGACGGAGUUAGGGCGCGAAGUAUGGUCUGAUCAGCGGGCAGCAGAGGAAAUGAAAACGAAAAUUCCUUUAAAAAGGUUUGCAGAAGUAGACGAAGUAGUUGAUGCAGUCCUGUUUUUGCUAAGCGAUAAGGCCAACAUGAUCACUGGAACCUGUUUAUCUGUCGAUGGUGGAUGUUUGGCAACUUUGUAAUUUUUUGGCCGAAUUAAGUCGUUUCGAGCACUGUCACUAUAUUAAUAAACCGAUACAACGAA